AUGGGCAUAUCACCUGAAGAUCACUAUCUGUUGAAAAUUACAAAUGUGAAUAGCUUAGGUUCGCAGUGGGCAGAACUAGCCAAAAAGGUGGCAUCAGAUUCUGGGGCACUCAGCCUGGAUAAAGUUUUUGAACUUGUAGCUGAAGGUGAAAAGUUGCCUGUUAAUGCGAACGAGGAACUAAGGAUGUUAAGAGCACGAUGCAUGCUUUAUUGCAUUUGUCGAAAGCCCUUUGAUCCGGAAAGGAUGAUUGCAUGUUGUCAUUGUAAUGAGUGGUAUCACUUCGAUUGCAUGAAAUUACCAUGCACAAGAGAGGUCUACAUUUGUCCCGCGUGUAACCCAUGUACAGAAGGAUUACCUUCAAACCAUGACAGAUUAGUUAGUGGCAAAUUUGAGGAGCCUAAAACCCCGUCUCCCAGGCAUUCAAACCCUAGAAAGAAACAGAAGAGAGACGUGCCCAGUGUCACUUGCAAUAUGUUCGCUACCAGGGAUGUGGAUAGUGAGUUUAGGUAUUCGAGUGGGAUAGAAUGUCUAAAGUGGCAAAAUCGAAAGCCUUUCAGAAGAGCAGCUAAGAAACGUGUUCAACUUCGAAGUCUUUCUCCAUUUCUUUGCAUACAACAAUAG
Messenger RNA from Sphenostylis stenocarpa, 621 nucleotides. Lineage: Eukaryota; Viridiplantae; Streptophyta; Magnoliopsida; Fabales; Fabaceae. The record is from the annotation of a GenBank genome assembly.